UCGCUCCCCCCUUCUCCCUCUCUCUCUGGUUGAUGCGGAGAUUCCUGCGCUCACCCUGUCACCAACAAGACUCCAAACUGAGAGGAUUGUUUGGGGAAAAAUGCAAAAUUGCCAUUUUUAACGACGAAUGGGGAAAUAUAUUCGUUUUUGUGUCUGCUCUGAGGCGUUUCUUCGUUGAGGCAGAUGCCAAGGAGUGUUUUUUGAGAGGGUAAUAUGGAUAAACAAGCUAAGAAAAGCGGCUGAGGAUUUUUAAGGCUUUGGGUAAAACGGUUAGGCAGCCGUUAGGAGGCUGAUUAGUUUAGUCUGCAGCGACAUUGAAGAGGCAACAGGCAUGGUUUCACUGUAGCAGUUAAAAAGCAAAUAAAUUACCCUGUAUGUAUCUGUGUCUGCGCUUUUUACGCGUCGUUUUUAACUGAAGAACAAAUUUCUUUCGGAAAGAGAUGGCUCACCUAAUCCGACACAAGCUCACCAACAAACUGACCAAUGCGGCCCACACGGUGUCCAACAAAUCUCAGGCCAAGGUCAGUGGGAUGUUCGCGCGACUGGGCUUCCAGGCCGCGACGGACGAGGAGGGUUUGGGUUUCGCGGAGUGCGACGACUUGGAUUAUGACUACAGGCAAGGGAUGCAAAUGGAUGUCCUUCAAGGAGAAGAGGAAGGGGGGCACAUGGAGGGAGAGGGGGAGCUGGAGGGAGACAGCCACUACCAGAGAGACGGCACCGGGCCGAGGCCCUCGUCCCUAAAGACGGAAAGCUCUCUGGAAGAAGAAAAGCCAAAAAUCACAUCAUGGGAAGCUGGCUGGAAUGUCACUAACGCCAUUCAGGGCAUGUUCGUCCUCGGCCUGCCGUACGCCAUCCUCCACGGCGGCUACCUCGGCCUCUUCCUCAUUAUCUUUGCUGCCGUGGUGUGCUGCUACACCGGCAAAAUCCUCAUCGCGUGUCUGUAUGAAGAGAAUGAGGACGGCAUAAAAGUGCGCGUGAGGGACUCCUACGUGGACAUCGCAAAUGCUUGCUGCGCGCCCCGCUUCCCAACACUGGGCGGCCACGUCGUGAACGUGGCUCAGAUCAUCGAGCUGGUCAUGACCUGUAUUCUUUACGUAGUGGUCAGCGGCAACCUGAUGUACAACAGUUUCCCGGGGUUUCCAGUUUCCCAGAAAGCCUGGUCUGUGGUGGCCACAGCAGCGCUCCUGCCGUGCGCGUUCCUGAAGAACCUCAAGGCCGUGUCCAAGUUCAGCUUGCUCUGCACGCUGGCGCACUUCAUUAUCAACAUCCUGGUGAUUGCCUACUGCCUCUCCAGGGCGCGAGAGUGGGCCUGGGAGAAGGUGAAGUUUUACAUCGAUGUGAAGAAAUUCCCCAUUUCAAUUGGCAUCAUCGUGUUCAGCUACACCUCCCAGAUCUUCCUCCCGUCUUUGGAGGGAAACAUGCAGAAGCCCAGUGAGUUCCACUGCAUGAUGGAUUGGACUCACAUUGCGGCUUGCGUCCUCAAGGGCCUCUUUGCCCUGGUGGCCUACUUGACAUGGGCAGAUACUACCAAAGAGGUUAUCACGGAUAACCUGCCUUCAACAAUCCGGGCUGUGGUGAAUCUCUUCCUCGUCGCCAAGGCGCUGCUGUCUUACCCUCUGCCAUUCUUUGCUGCGGUUGAAGUUCUGGAGAAAUCAUUGUUCCAGGAUGGUGGGAGAGCCCUCUUUCCAGACUGCUACGGCCCUGGAGGGCAGUUGAAAUCUUGGGGCCUAGGCCUUAGAGUAGCCCUGGUAGUCUUUACCUUGCUUAUGGCCGUCUUUGUCCCCCAUUUCGCCCUUCUUAUGGGCUUAACUGGGAGCCUUACUGGUGCUGGCCUGUGCUUCCUCUUGCCAAGCCUCUUCCACCUGAAGCUCCAGUGGAGAAAUCUCCUGUGGCACCACGUCUUCUUCGACGUUUCCAUUUUUAUUAUCGGGGGCAUAUGCGCCAUAUCUGGCUUCAUCCACUCGAUCGAAGGGCUCAUAGAGGCGUUCAGGUACGAUCUGCACGACUGAGAGCUUCAAUGACUGCCUGUGAAUGGCGAUUGUCCUAAAAUGGAGGUUGCCCUGACGCUAACCCUCUGAAAACACCACGUUGAGGACAUGGCAUAAUUUCAUGAAGAGGAUUAUUUGUGUGAAAUGUACAUCUUCUUUUUAUUUUUUUGCCUUCGUGAUAAUGUGCAAUAAUAAACUCUACAGUCAUAGUGUAAAGUAGUCUACUCAUUCCAGAAAACGUGUUUCAUUAACUGGACACAGGAACACAACCUCCUGCAUGAAGGGGGGUGAAUUAAAUAUGCGGGCAUUAAAAAGCCUGUCAGGUGUCAGUCUUCAUGCAAAGAUACAGUGAAAAAGCCUGGCACGGGUCUAACUGUGCGAGUGUAGUGUUUAAAUCUUGGGGGUGAAAUAUGUGAAAAACAAUGAAGUGAUGAUGUUAUUACUGGUUUUUGAGCUGCUAGAUAUCAUUAACCCCACUUCAGAGAAAAUAAAAGACUAAAGCAUCCAUCAGAUCAGAUGGUGCACCAUAAACCAUGAAUAACUUAUGUGUAGUGGUUUGAACAGAAUGAUUUUUUUUUUUCCAAAGUCGGUUUUGGUUUCGUGUUUGUUUGUUUUUCAUUCUUAUGCCUAUAGUAGUCCUUGCUGUUUGUUUUUAUUGGUGUUUCAAGUGUCAUUCUGGAUGAAGUGAAUUCAAGUGCAAGCAAGUGGGUCCUAAUUGUGUUAUAUGGAAAAAAAAAUGUCUGAUAAUACUCUGUUCCUAUUGAACUUUGUGAGUUGUGAAUUAAUGGAACUAAUCAUGGUGUGUGAGACAAAAGAGUAUUUGUUGAAUUAAGAGAUAAAUAAAUGAGAUAUUUUAUGGCUGGUGA
This is a messenger RNA of Archocentrus centrarchus (flier cichlid), 2854 nucleotides long. RefSeq names its product vesicular inhibitory amino acid transporter-like. The record is from RefSeq and is a predicted model, not a curated record. Lineage: Eukaryota; Metazoa; Chordata; Actinopteri; Cichliformes; Cichlidae. The transcript is spliced from 2 exons. The coding region runs from base 441 to 2009 and encodes 522 amino acids. Gene Ontology annotation, cellular component: vacuolar membrane. Gene Ontology annotation, molecular function: L-amino acid transmembrane transporter activity. Gene Ontology annotation, biological process: amino acid transmembrane transport.